UCUCCUCCGUGUUAGUGGAGCUGCGCUCAAGAAGGGUUAGCUGAAUGUCUAGCUAAAGAUAAUCUAACGGAUUGUAGCUGUCACCGGCUGCUUUGGAGCAAAGUACACGUUGGUUAUCAUCAUUGACCUAUGAUCACUUCAUCAACGACUAUCUUGGCAUUUGGAUAAAGACGGUUCUUGAUUUGCAACCUAGGUAGCAAACUGAUGUUGCAUCGAUGGAGUUAUUCCAGUGCGCUGCCAUUGAUUGAGAUGCACCCGGGGACGCCAAACUGGAAUACAUGGAUGGCUAGCUAACGGUCUGCUAGCUAGCUAGCCUUAUGACCGGAGCUUGACCGGUGAACAUUGUGUAGUAGUUAUGUACUUCAUGGCUAGUAUGAGUCUCGUAGACAAGAUCAGUGUUAUAAGAUCUUGGCAACAUGUUAACUAAAUAGCUAGCUAGCUAGCUACAUGUGACUUGACAUUCAUCCAUCUUAAGCCAGCUAGCUAGCUAGCUUCGCUGCUGCCUGACUGAUACUAUUAUCAACCGCUAUUUCAAAAUAGGACGUGGACGGUCAAAUUUGGGUGGCAAAUUAUGAUCCGAAGUUUAAAUGGAUCAGCGUUCAUGGUUACGAUUUAGACGACGUGAAAUGCCAAACGGUGUACAAGCCAGGGCGGAGUUUAGCAAAGGGGCCAUACAGACUGUGACCAGGCAGUGAGCAACAGAAUGGCACAUCUUCUAGAAGACGCCCGCAAGCUGGGCUGGAUUCUCCUGAAAUCGUUGCUUCGCUUUGUUUUCAUGUUCAUCAACAACUGUGUCGCCAUCCCUUCCUAUUGCCUUUAUCUAAUCCUUCUUCAACCUCUUAGAGUAAUGGAUAGUGGCACUUUCUGGCAAAUUGAAGGAAUUAUGUUCAGAUGGAUGCUGGCAAUGGUGUCGUCCUGGGGCUGGGUUGCCGGUUAUACAGUCAUGGAGUGGGGUGACGAUGUGAGGCCCAUCUCUGAAGAGGAAGCCAUGGUGAUAGUGAACCACCAGGCCACAGGAGAUGUUUGCACCCUCAUGAUGUGCCUGCAGGACAAGGGCACGGUCGUACGCAAGAUGAUGUGGUUGAUGGACCACGUGUUCAAAUACACCAACUUCGGCCUGGUGUCCCUAAUCCACGGAGACUUCUUCAUCAGACAGGGUAAAGCCCACCGGGACAAACAGCUGAUCUACCUGAAGGACCACCUAGACAGGUACUAUCACAGCCGGGACAGGAAGUGGAUAGUGCUGUUCCCGGAGGGCGGCUUCCUCCGCAAGCGGCGGGAAACCAGCCAGUUGUUUGCCAAGAAGAACUCCCUCCCCCACCUGUCCCACGUGACCCUGCCACGGCUGGGGGCCACGCAGGUCAUCCUGAAGACUCUGGGGCCCCAGCUGGAGAACGGCAACCUGGGGGCAGAGGCCGGGGCCCCCAGCCUGUCAGGUAGUAAACCCAGAGGCCUACAGUGGGUGGUGGAUGUGACUAUAGCCUACCCCAAAGCCAGGCCCAUGGACAUCCAGACCUGGAUCUUUGGCUACAGGCCUCCCACAGUCACGCAUGUGCACUACAGGUUGUACCCCAUCAAGGAGGUUCCUGUGGAGACAGAACCCCUCACAGACUGGUUGUAUCAGAGGUUUGUGGAGAAGGAGGAUCUGCUAGCCCACUUCUAUGAAACAGGAGCCUUCCCGCCACCCAAGGGUCAGAAGGAGGCUGUUUCCCGGGCGAUGACCCUUGACCCCAUUUGGCUGUGCAUCAUCCAAUCUCUGGCCUUUGCCUCGGGCUACGUGUGGUACAGCGUUCUCCAGUACUUCUACUGCUGUCUGUUCUGAGUGCACUGGAGAAGGGAGGGCGAGGGGAGGUGCAAAAUCCCAGCAGACCCUCUGCUCCACACACCCCUCCUCUCCCCCUCCCUCUCCCACGAUGGAUGAAUGUACAUUUGCAAAAUGGAGGGACUGUUUUUUUUUUUUUUUUUUUAAGAGGAAGAAGCAAACAAAACAAUGCAGAGGCACCCACUACCCCUUGUUCCCUUUUCUCUCCCCUAUCCCGGAUACAUGAGUACACACAGACGCAGUUGAUCAGCACCAUGCAAAUGAACAUAAUCAUGUUUACACAUUCUGCUAACUCAGCAUGCUGGUACAGUACACUUGGUAAGAUACAGUAGAUACAGCAUCACCCCACACACACACACACAUGCGUUGUCUUGUCUUAAGAAUUUCAGUGCCCAGUCUAACCUUGUGUUGCUCUGUGCACCUGACAAAUAAAAGACUUGAACUUGAACUUGAACACACACACAUUUUAAUGUUUACACGUCUUUACACACUUUCAUAAGACACACACAUUAAAUCGGUUUUUAAUUCCAAUUUGAGAAUGAGGCUCAGGACUACCCCAAGAGGUCAUUCUGGACUGGACUCUCCUGUAUCCUGGUUUAGUAGUUUUACUGUGUUUCGUACGUGUGUAAGCAGAUGUCUGAGUGUCAGCAUCAUGUCUCCCUCUUACUGCCCCUGUUGAACCCUUCCUCAUUGGACUUCUCCCUCCAAGCCUGCUGAAACCCUCCAAGCCCCCUCCCCCCCAGAGAGGAGUUGUAUGUGUUGAGGAACUACACAGCCUAGCCCUCCUCUGGCAUUCAUUGCACUAAGGAUCCAUAACUGCCCUCCCACCCUGGGAAAUAUUCCCAAACGGUAGAAGUUGGUAUUUUAUUAUAAUUUGUACUUUAUUUUUUUAUUUUUUUCUUGUUCGUCUAUUUGUGUUUGGUCCUGUCCCCUUAAUCCCUAACAGCCAUUUUAAUUUGUCUUCAAUGUUGUUGCUGUCUGUGUUAUCCCUCAAUACUUGAUCUGAGGCUACUGUUUCCGGAGCCUCAGACUGUAUUCUGGGCUGGUCGAAGGAUCUUGUUUACACUAGUGGUCCUUCUGGGUCUACAGGGAUGCUGGCUGGGCCGGGCAGGGGGUGGUCAGGCUCUGGGAAGGACUGCUUCCAUGACAGACAAACAUGGGAUGGGGGGGGGGGGGGGUUGCAGAGAUGAAGGCCAGGAUUUUGGGGGAAAAGGCAGGGCCAGAGUAUCCCGAUAUAUCUGAUGACGGAACCCCUGAUGGCACAAGCGGCAACACUGAUCCAAAUUUCCAUGGGUGGAAAGAACUCCCGGAACAGUGAUCCAAAACACCCCUCUUCACCUCCUGGGUUCUCAUGAAUAUUACACACACACAGGCACGUGUGCACAAGCCCACCUCUGCACACACACACAGCCAGCGUGGGUCUCUGUAUGUAGGAUAAUCUCAGCGAGCCAGGGAAAGAAAGGCAGAGCAACUGAAUUCACCUCAUUGGACUCCAUAGUUUUACAAAUGUUUAAGCCAUAAGCGUAGUAUCAUGAAGUGAGAAAAUGACCCGAUGGGAGAAAAACUAUAUCUUUUUAUAAAAACAACUACCCUAAUGCUCGGAAUUCAACGUUUUUGAUUUUGGGUCAUUACUGUAAAUUUACAGCAUAACCUGCCUGAGUGAGUGUGUGGUUGUCUCCCCCCUUUCUUUCUUUAUAUAUAUAUAUAAUUACUGCUGUGAUAACGCUCUGACAUGGAGUUGACGGCAAAUCACUGUUAGUGGUCAGAUUUUAUUUUGUUUUUAAGUUACUUGAAAUAUUGUCCUUACGUCAUUGUUUAAUCUUGUACAAAACAAAGUUGAGGAAGAUUUCAUUGUUUUGAACGACUGCAAAGUUAUCUCUCAUAUUUGGUCCUUACCAUUUCUGAUAUAGUUCGAAAUAUCAUGAAUGUGGAAAAAGAAAAUGGAGAAGAAAGGG
Messenger RNA from Hypomesus transpacificus, 3777 nucleotides. RefSeq names its product lysophosphatidylglycerol acyltransferase 1 (gene lpgat1). Lineage: Eukaryota; Metazoa; Chordata; Actinopteri; Osmeriformes; Osmeridae. Bases 704 to 1822 code for a protein of 372 amino acids. The transcript is spliced from 9 exons. The record is from RefSeq and is a predicted model, not a curated record. Gene Ontology annotation, cellular component: endomembrane system. Gene Ontology annotation, molecular function: acyltransferase activity.